Solanum stenotomum is the source of this 755-nucleotide messenger RNA. RefSeq lists its product as uncharacterized. The record is from RefSeq and is a predicted model, not a curated record. NCBI's taxonomy places the organism in Eukaryota, Viridiplantae, Streptophyta, Magnoliopsida, Solanales, Solanaceae. Bases 1 to 723 code for a protein of 240 amino acids. The transcript is spliced from 4 exons.
AUGUUGUCUAUUCUAAAGAGGUUACGCUGCAUCACACUUGCUAUUACUGGUACACUUAUUGCUUACAAAGGAGAUCUGGGUGACUCUUAUUGCUUGUCAGUCAAACUUGGUUUUAAAGUAGCAUAUGCAGAAUUGGCAAAGAAGCAUCCAUGUUUUGGAUUUGCUCAUAAGAUUCCUAACUAUGUGUGGUGGAAGAUUUGUGUCAGGGAUUCCUUUGUUAAGGCAGGUUAUGAAUAUGAUGAUGAGACAUUUGAGAAUAUAUUUAGUCGCAUAUAUGCUACUUUUGGUUCUGCUGCACCUUAUAGAAUAUUUCCUGAUGCUAUACCGAUCCUCAGAUGGCUCCGCCAGAGGGAUGUUACAGUUGGGUUGGUCAGCAAUGCUGAGUAUGGAUAUCGUGAUAUAAUUCUUACUGCAUUAGGCUUAAAUCAGGGAUCUGAGUGGGAUUUCGGCGUAUUCUCCGGUCUUGAAGGUGUUGAAAAGCCAGAUCCAAGAAUAUUUGAGAUUGCUUUGAAGAAAGCAGGAAAUGUAGCACCAGAAGCAGCACUUCACAUUGGAGAUAGCUUGAAGAACGACUACUUAGCUGCGAGAGGUGUUGGGACGCAGGCUUUGUUGUUAGACAGGUUCAAGACUGCUGAUGCUGUCGAUUGGAGGAAAUCUGGUGCCAUUGUGCUGCCUGACUUGAUCGCUACCAAAGAGUGGCUUACCUCUGAAGUAUUGAAAUGAAGUGACAUGUGAAAGUCUGUUUGAUAGUUUUC